Molecule: messenger RNA, 1548 nt
Organism: Chelonoidis abingdonii (Abingdon island giant tortoise)
Lineage: Eukaryota; Metazoa; Chordata; Testudines; Testudinidae
Source: RefSeq, a predicted model, not a curated record
AUGGGGCACAGGGGCUGGGGAGUGAAGGGGCAGGGCUGCGCUGGGCAUGGGGUGCAGGGGCUUGGGAAAAGGGGACAAGGUGGGCAUGGGGCACAGGCCUGGGGAGUGGGGAGCAGGGUGGGCACAAGGCACAGGGGCAGCGGGCCAGGGCGGGCGUGGGGCACAGGGCCUGGGGAGUGGGGCGAGCGUGGGGCAGGAGGCCAGGGCGGGCGCGGGGCACAGGGCCUACCCUGCCCUGACGGCAUCUCCCCGCCCGGCCCCGCAGGCUACGACUUCCCGGCCGUGCUGCAAUGGUUCGCGGAGCGUGUGGACCGCAUCAUCCUGCUCUUCGACGCCCACAAGCUGGAGAUCUCGGACGAGUUCUCGGAGGCCAUCCGAGCCCUGAAGGGCAACGAGGACAAGAUCCGGGUGGUCCUGAACAAGGCCGACAUGGUGGAGACGCAGCAGCUGAUGCGGGUCUAUGGGGCCCUGAUGUGGUCCCUGGGGAAGGUGUUCAACACCCCCGAGGUGCUGCGUGUCUACAUUGGCUCCUUCUGGGCCGAGCCGCUGCUCGUCUCCGACAACCGGCGGCUCUUCGAGCUGGAGGAGCAGGACUUGUUCCAGGACAUCCAGAACCUGCCCCGCAACUCGGCCCUCCGCAAGCUCAACGACCUGGUCAAGAGAGCCCGGCUGGUCAGGGUGAGCGGGGCACCGCGGCGGACCUGGGUGCCCGCCUCACCCAAGGCUGGGGCGCGAUUCCUCUUCCUCACCGAGGAAGUCCGUGAACGCAGCACCGGGAGGUGGCAAGCAAUUCCGAACUCCUCAGGCUGGCACGCGCUGGGCACCAGGCAGGAGCUGCUGAUGGUUCACGACUUCACCAAGUUCCACGCACUGAAGCCACGGCUGCUGGACGGGCUGGACGAGAUGCUGACGGGCGACAUCGCCCGGCUCAUGCCCCUGCUGCGCCAGGAGGAGCUGGAGACGCCGGAGGGCGUGGUGCAAGGUGGGGCCUUCGACGUCACCCACAACGGCCCCUUCGUGGAGGGCCUGGCUGACGGCGCCUACGAGGGGGCGGACGACGAGGACUGGGUGGUGACCAAGGACAAGCCCAAGUACGACGAGAUCUUCUACAACCUGGCACCCCUGGACGGGAAGCUAAGCGGCACCAAGGCCAAAAGCUGGAUGGUGGCCACCAAGCUGCCCAACUCGGUGCUGGGCAAGAUCUGGAAGCUGAGCGACGUGGACCGGGACGGCAUGCUGGACGCCGAGGAGUUCGCCCUGGCCAGCCACCUCAUCGAGGUCAAGCUGGAGGGGCAUGGUCUGCCCGCCGACCUGCCCCGCCACCUGGUGCCCCCCUCCAAGAGGAGGCAGAAGGGCUCGGCCGAGUAAAGAGGCCCCGACUCCUGCCUCCCCGCCCCGUGCCAGGCUGAACUGCUCCGAGAGACCCGGAUAUUCCCCCCGCUCCCUCCGUGCCAGGCUGAAGUGCUCCGGGAGACCCCGAUUACUCCCCCCACACCCUGUGCCAGGCUGAACUGCUCCAGGACACCCCAGCUCCCACCCCUCCCACCC